Messenger RNA from Carassius auratus (goldfish), 2628 nucleotides. RefSeq names its product cytohesin-1-like. The transcript is spliced from 13 exons. The coding region runs from base 228 to 1424 and encodes 398 amino acids. Lineage: Eukaryota; Metazoa; Chordata; Actinopteri; Cypriniformes; Cyprinidae. The record is from RefSeq and is a predicted model, not a curated record. Gene Ontology annotation, molecular function: guanyl-nucleotide exchange factor activity. Gene Ontology annotation, biological process: regulation of ARF protein signal transduction.
UACGCGUUCGGGAUUGGCCUGUGACGGUUAAAGACACUCCCAUGUUCACGGAUGAACACCCUUCGUCGACCGCAAUCUUUCCGCUCUCGACUGUUAUGUAAAACAAUUUCCCCGAUUCUGUUCUCGAAAGUUGACGGUAAAGUUGGGUUGUUGUUGUAACGCGAGAUAUUUUGAACCCUCUGUUGAUUUAUUUACGGUAUCGAGUGACUACAGACCGAGAGCGCGCGAUGGUGCUGAAAUCCGAGGACGGUGUCGUGCCUGACGACCUCACGCCUGAGGAGCAGAAAGAACUGGAAAACAUCCGCCGGCGAAAGCAGGAGCUGCUGGACGACAUUCAGCGUCUGAAAGAUGAGAUAGCCGAAGUGACUAGUGAGAUCGAGAACCUGGGUUCCACAGAGGAGAGGAAAAACAUGCAAAGGAACAAACAAGUGGCAAUGGGCCGCAAGAAAUUCAACAUGGACCCCAAAAAGGGGAUCCAGUUCCUCAUUGAAAAUGACCUUGUGAAGAACACCAGUGAAGACAUUGCACGCUUUCUCUACAAGGGUGAAGGUCUUAACAAGACUGCAAUAGGAGACUACCUGGGAGAGAGGGAUGACUUCAAUAUCCAAGUCCUUCAUGCUUUUGUGGAGCUGCAUGAGUUCACAGAUUUGAACCUGGUUCAGGCUCUCAGACAGUUUCUCUGGAGUUUCAGACUUCCUGGUGAGGCCCAGAAGAUUGACAGAAUGAUGGAGGCGUUUGCCCAGCGCUACUGUCAGUGCAACCCAGGAGUCUUUCAGUCCACAGACACAUGCUACAUCUUGUCCUUCGCUGUCAUCAUGUUAAACACCAGCCUUCACAACCCCAACGUUAAGGACAAGCCCACAGUGGAGCGCUUCAUCUCCAUGAACAGAGGCAUUAAUGAUGGAGGAGACCUGCCAGAAGAACUGCUCAGGAAUCUAUAUGAGAGCAUCAAGAACGAACCCUUCAAAAUCCCUGAAGAUGACGGCAAUGACUUGACACACACUUUCUUCAACCCAGACAGAGAGGGCUGGCUUCUCAAACUGGGGGGACGCGUCAAAACCUGGAAAAGACGGUGGUUCAUUCUCACAGAUAACUGCCUUUACUACUUCGAAUACACUACUGAUAAAGAACCAAGAGGCAUCAUCCCCCUGGAAAACCUCAGCAUCCGUGAAGUGGAGGACAAGAAGCCGAACUGCUUUGAGCUCUUCAUCCCGGACAAUAAGGACCAGGUGAUCAAGGCGUGUAAGACCGAGGCGGACGGACGGGUCGUUGAAGGAAAUCACACCUUCUACCGCAUCUCCGCUCCCACCACCGAGGAGAAAGACGAGUGGAUGAACAGCAUCAAGGCGGCCAUCAGUAGAGAUCCUUUCUACGAGAUGCUGGCAGCGAGGAAGAAGAAGGUCUCCUCUAUGAAGAGACACUGAUCUGCUCAGGAGACUGGUGUUACAGAUUCAGGGCUACUGGAACUACUCCUCCUCUUGGAGACAGCUGAGCCACGCAGAGAGAGAAAAAAAAAAAACCAUGCUUCUUUUUAAACAUUUUCUCGCUCAGCUCAAGUGUGUGUGUGUGUGUUGGAAGGAAGGAAGUCAGUGGGCUUUAUCUUUCUGCUGCUUUCUUGAAACCCCCAAAGAGAACAUUUUUUUCUUGACGCUUAACCAAAAUACCCUUUGUCGUUUUUCUAUGCCUCUUGUCUCUUGCACACGCGCAUACUCUUUUGCAUUAUCUGAAAUCAGCAGGUCUGACAGAAUGUGGAAAACCAAGCCAAAGCUCCUACACGCUGAGGCAAUAUGUGUAUUUUUACAUUUUCUAACCAUGCACAAGUGGUUUAGUCCUCAGAGGCUUAUUUGUGUAUUCAAUUGUAAAAAUAUUUUCCAAGAGACUUCUAUAAUUUGCAAAAGAAAUCCAACUUUGGAGGGAGGGUGGGAAAUCACCCUAGAUUUGUUGGUAGAUUGAUUUGCCCUAACGGUAAACGGCUCCAUGGGCAUUUGUUAUUUUCAUGAGAAGCGACAUGCAUAUUUAGCAUGUUGUGAGAAGCGGCUGCAGUGCUUGGCAGCUGGGUUUGCAGUAACACAUGAGAAGAAAGACUGGAUGGUGGCCAGCUAGGGGUUAUGGGAUAUCACCAUUACCAGGAUAUCAUGCAGUGGUACUACCUCUCAGACAGACAUGACCAUAAUUAGCAUAUUAUAAUGUUUUAUUUUUUGUUAUGUGAGGUCAUUGGACCUAGUGUUUAGACUUUCACAUAAAAUGCUUUUAAUCAAAUGAAUAAAUGUGCCUAAUAACAAUUCAAGUUCAGUUUCAGUGAAGACUGUCAAUGGCAGUUCAAUCAGAAGAUGCUCCAGUGCCUGCUUGUGUUUCUACAGUCACCUUCCUUUCUUAGGUUUCCAUCGGUCUAGCGGUUAUUCUUCAAGCGGAAUAUUAUAGCUAUAGCAGUAUUAGUUUAAUUUAUCAAAGGUGUACAUACUUUAGUGUAUAGAGAAGAUUGGUUUCCAUUUUAUAAAUGUGUGUACUGUAUGUAGCAGUAUUGUACUAGUCGAGUGCCAUUUUCUUUCUUUUUUAUUUUUGUGUUCUGGAGGCCGAUACCAUUAUAGUGGCGGCCAGAUCAUGCUGAAAUAAAGAUAUUAUAGCAGC